Polypterus senegalus (gray bichir) is the source of this 1397-nucleotide messenger RNA. RefSeq names its product shootin 1 (gene shtn1). Lineage: Eukaryota; Metazoa; Chordata; Cladistia; Polypteriformes; Polypteridae. The coding region runs from base 102 to 1313 and encodes 403 amino acids. The record is from RefSeq and is a predicted model, not a curated record. The transcript has 13 exons.
CAGGUAGUCGACUACUUCCGGUUAUCCUGCGGUAGGCGAGAAAAAAAAAAUCAAUGUAAAAGUUCAAGCAAAAGUUGUGGACAUUGUUCUAGCCUGCAGUCAUGGAUAAAGCAAAAAGGAAGAUGGAGACGCUAACAAGACUUACAAAUCAAGCUGUUGAUGAAUAUGAAAAUCUUUUAAAUGAACACAGAAAAACAAAAGAUGAGUGUGCAAAAAUACAACAUGAGAGAGAUGAGGCUGUCAAGCAACUCAAAGAGUUUGAGAGGGUUUCACACAAGGUUAUAGAAGAAGUUAAUGCCAUACAGGGCCAUCUGGAUAUUGAAACAACUUGCCGUAAAAGUGCAGAAGCGCUGGCUUCAAAGCUGAACAGACAGAACAGGUCUCUGAAAAGGCUAAGCAUGAAGUGUAUGGCAAAGCUGGGACCUGAAGUUCUUGCAGAAAUCAACAUUGAUGACGGAGAAGAAAAUGAUGAUUGUAAAACAUGCACCUCUGUUUCUUGUCAGCAACAAAAGAAAGAGCUACACAUGAAACUGCUGUCUGCAGAGGAAGAAAAGAAAAACGUUGCCAUUGAAUUACAGGCUUUAAAAGACAGGCUAGAAGAUGUCACAGAACAGCUAAUGAAAGAGAAACAAGAAAACAUUGUUUUGACUGCAGAAAUACUGAAACAAAAAAAAGUACUGAAUACUUACAACAGAGUGUCAUUGCUUGCUGUAGAAGAAUAUGAUGAAAUACACAGUAAACUGGAACUAGAAUCUGAUCUUCGGAAUAAAGCAGAGUCCUUUGCUCAUGAGAUGCUUGUGGAGCAGAAAGUACUCAAGAGGCAAAGCCAGUUAUUGAUGCAAUCUGUAUCACCAGGUGACCAACUUAUGAAAGCUUUGGAAGACAUUGCUUCUGUAACUCAAACCUUAGAAAGAGAAAGAAUUGAGCAUGCACAGAAGGUAAAAGAAUAUGAGGAACAACUAAGAAGCUCUGACUUGAAGAAAGAGAUUACCUUUUUGAAACGACAACUGGAUAUAUUAGAGGAAAAUAAGAAACAGUUUGAGGUGAGAUGUCAAAAGUCAGAAGAGCAGGCCAGAAAUCUGUCACACACAGUGGAAGAACUGAAGAAGGAGCUCCGUCAGGCAGUCAAUCCAAUGCCACCCCCUGCUCCCCCACCCCGCCACCUCCCCCACCGCCACCUCCCCCACCCCCCGCAUUUUCAGCUUUAUCCAACCCACUCAGCUCUCUCAUGUCCAUUAUUCGCAAGAGGACACAACCUUGCAGCAAUCUUUCCAAGACAGAAGGGGAUAAAGCAUUUCUUAAAGAAUCAGUAACAGGAGGCAGUCAAGAUCAAUUCAGAAAGCAGGCAAUUGAUGAAAUGAUGGACAGGAUCAAAAAGGGAGUUCACCUUCGACCUA